Phascolarctos cinereus (koala) is the source of this 1100-nucleotide messenger RNA. RefSeq names its product translocase of inner mitochondrial membrane 17B (gene TIMM17B). Lineage: Eukaryota; Metazoa; Chordata; Mammalia; Diprotodontia; Phascolarctidae. Gene Ontology annotation, molecular function: transmembrane protein transporter activity. The record is from RefSeq and is a predicted model, not a curated record. Gene Ontology annotation, biological process: protein import into mitochondrial matrix. Gene Ontology annotation, cellular component: TIM23 mitochondrial import inner membrane translocase complex.
AGAGGGGCGGCUUGAGAGGCUUCAAGGUGGGACGGUCGCCUUUGGAGUGGGUAUCCCGGAUCCUGACCGAAGCUCUUGAGCUAAGGAGUUAUGGAGGAGUACGCACGUGAGCCCUGCCCCUGGAGGAUUGUGGACGACUGCGGUGGAGCCUUCACCAUGGGAGUCAUCGGAGGAGGCGUUUUCCAGGCUAUCAAGGGCUUCCGAAAUGCCCCAGUAGGCAUCAGGCACCGCUUCCGGGGGAGUGUCAGUGCAGUGAGAAUCCGGGCCCCUCAGAUUGGAGGUAGCUUUGCUGUCUGGGGUGGCCUGUUUUCUACCAUUGAUUGUGGGCUCGUCCGACUCCGAGGGAAGGAGGACCCGUGGAAUUCCAUCACUAGUGGGGCCCUCACGGGUGCUGUGCUGGCAGCUCGCAGUGGACCUCUGGCCAUGGUUGGAUCAGCCAUGAUGGGAGGGAUCCUGCUGGCCCUGAUCGAAGGUGUGGGCAUCCUCCUCACCCGCUACACAGCUCAGCAGUUCCGGAACACACCCCCCUUCAUAGAAGAUCCUGGACAGCUGCCCCCCAAGGAAGGUUCUGCCCCGCCCCCCAGUUACCCAGGCUACGGACAGUACCAGUGAAGCCACCAGGCCGUGGGGGGCGGGAGAGGGAGAACAUGGGGAGAACAGGGGGACACUUGAAUCCUUGAGUGUUGGGGGCAAUGAACUGGACUCCGACUCUUUUUCACUACCUCUCUGAGCUGGUGCUUCAGGGCAGGGGAGCCCUCAAUGUCCCCUCCUGGCUUUGCUCCAGAGAGUGGGGCUGGCUAGGCAGGGGUUCACAUCAUCUCAGGGAGUGUGAAUGCCAUUCCUAGAGAUGAGGGUUGGAUUGGAGGGCCAGAUUGACUAUUCAGUGCUGCCACAGAGGGGGCCCCUUCUACUUUCCCAAGAAAUGAAUUCAUUGAGACCAAGUCAUUGUUGGCUCCCAGCUCAUAUAUAGCCCCCCCCCGCCGCCUCCAAUUCCACAGACCCCUACCCCCACAAAGAAAAAAAAAAUCUGGUCUUUUCUCCUUUCCAAUUUUUCUUCAUCAUAUUUCUCCCUCUUUAUUUAAAGCUGGUUCUGAAACCUA